Molecule: messenger RNA, 555 nt
Organism: Wyeomyia smithii (pitcher-plant mosquito)
Lineage: Eukaryota; Metazoa; Arthropoda; Insecta; Diptera; Culicidae
Product: deubiquitinase OTUD6B-like
Exons: 1
Coding region: 1-555 (184 amino acids)
Biological process (GO): protein deubiquitination
Molecular function (GO): cysteine-type deubiquitinase activity
Source: RefSeq, a predicted model, not a curated record
AUGGAGUACAUGGAUUAUGACGAGGGAGUAAUCUUGGUCCGCAGAAUGCCUGGAGAUGGUCACUGCCUAUUCUCGGCACUGGUACACCAACAUUUCAAAUCAGAAGUAGGGUCGGUGGAGCAUUAUGAAAACGUAAGGAAUCUUCGCCGAAGGAUUGUGGAACAUAUCCGGAGUAAUAUAGAAAACUUCCGUGCAUCACUGGUGGAUACGGUAGAGGAAAUGAGUCACUUGAGGCACACAUCGGUGGAGGGCAAAAUAGAAGAAUUCCUUCGAAAUAUAGCAGAAUCAAAUGAGUGGGGUGGACAGGAAACUAUAGCGCCGGCUGCGACUAUUCUCAACAGAAGGAUAGAUGUGUACUAUGAGAACGGUCCUAUAAUAAUGUUCAAUAGAGAACUGGCUGCAUUCGGAGUCCUCAGGAUAGCAUACCGCCUUGCGACACGAAACUCUAGGAACGCACUCCGGAACCACUAUGACAGUGUGACGCAAAGGUCCUCUACAGGUCCUCUACAAGAAACAGAAGAAGGGCAAAUGCGGAAUCAAAAAACAGAGAACUAA